Phoenix dactylifera (date palm) is the source of this 1049-nucleotide messenger RNA. RefSeq lists its product as uncharacterized. NCBI's taxonomy places the organism in Eukaryota, Viridiplantae, Streptophyta, Magnoliopsida, Arecales, Arecaceae. Gene Ontology annotation, biological process: cellular response to heat. The record is from RefSeq and is a predicted model, not a curated record.
CCGCAUCACCGAAACCAAAGAAGACGAAAUCUUUCAGCCGAACUCAAGGAAUAUGCUGCCCCGUAGAGCGCAGCCUAUAUGACCCACAACGCCGCCUCCCAUAUCCAUCCAAUCCCAUCCCAUCCUCCAUCCUCCAUCCUCCAUCCAGCCUCAAGCCUUCAUUCAUGGAUACCAGCAAAUCACCAACACCCAACUAUCAAGACGUCGAUCCCGAAUUUGAAUGGUCUCAACAGGAAGGAUCCUACACUCUUCGCGUCCAUCUCCCAGGGUUCAAAAGGGAGAACCUCCGUGUGCAGUUGGACGACGACGGCAACCUGAUGACGAGCGGCGAGCAACCACUCGACAGCAUUCGGAGGAUCCGGUUCAACAAGGUAUUCAAGAUCCCAGAGGACUGCAACGUGGAUGGCAUCCAUGCCAAGUUCGAGAACGGAGUCCUUUACGUGAUCCACCCGAAAGUGAAGACCACCAGACUAGCUGAUGAUUCCCAGCGUGGGCCAUCACCGGUGGCUAAGCCGGCCGAGGCCGAGACACAACCAGCGGCUGGGCAGCAGCAAGAAGAGCGAAAGAGCAGCGAGUUGGUGGAUACUGCUCAAAAGGAUGCGGAGAAGAUCGCGGAGAAAGAGAAGGAUCGCACCGCCGGGCCUGCACGAAACGGAAAGGUUGCGGGCGAUGUUAGGGGCGACGAGGGUACCGACAACGGUAUUAAAGCGGUUGAUGAGGGGAGAAUGGAGCCAAAGCCAGAGCACGUGACGGCAGAAGGUGUCGGUGCCGCAAGCGUGGCGGAGACGGUGAGAUAUGAUAACGGUAGACCUUUGGGGGAUCCUACGAAGCCAAUGCAGCCGCUGUGGAAUGUUGCUGCGGCUAUCCUGGUGCUGGCGUGCCUUGCGAUGUAUAUGGCCUAUAAGCUCGGGAAGGCCUCGCGCUGAUGGAAUCUAGGAUUUUACGUGUCAUCUCCAAAUGAGAGCAUAGUCUGUAGUUUAUUAAAAAAAAAGUUAAUAUAUUGAUUAAUGAAAUAAGACUAAGAAGACGAGCAUUGCGCUUUCUAUUCA